AUGUCUGACAGCCAACAACAACUGCCGCUCUCCCACGGCAACCUCGCCCACCUGCUACCGCCGAGCUGGAAGACGCAGGUCACGGCCUGGCUCGCCGAGGACACGCCGUCCUGCGACUACGGCGGCUUCGUCGUCGGCGACGGCCCGCGCGUCGCCACCCUCUGGGCCAAGUCCGACGGCGUCCUCGCCGGCCGGCCCUUUUUCGACCAGGUCUUUACCGAGUGCGGCUGCCUCGUCGAGUGGCACCUCAGCGAAGGUUCCCUCCUCCGCACCUCCUCCUCCUCCUCCUCCUCCUCCUCCUCCUCCGAGACCGGCAAGAUCAAGGUCGCCACCGUCACCGGCCCGGUCCGCGGCAUCCUGCUCGGCGAGCGCGUCGCGCUCAACGCGCUCGCCCGGUGCUCCGGCAUCGCCUCGCGCAGCCGCGCGCUCGUCGACGCGGUGCGCGCCGCGGGCUUCGCGGGCGCGCUGGCGGGCACGCGCAAGACCACGCCGGGAUUCCGCCUGGUGGAGAAGUACGGGAUGCUGAUGGGGGGCGCGGACGCACACCGCAUGGACCUGAGCAGCAUGGUGAUGCUCAAGGACAACCACAUCUGGAGCAGGGGGGGGAGGGUGGCGGACGCGGUGGCGGCGGCGAGGGCGGCGGCCGGGUUCGCGCUCAAGAUCGAGGUGGAGGUGCAGUCGGAGGCGCAGGCGGACGAGGCGGUGGCCGCCGGCGCGGACGUGGUCAUGCUAGACAACUUUGACCCGGAGGGCGUGCGCGUCGCGGCGAGGGGGCUCAAGGAGCGCUGGGCGGGCAAGAAGCACUUCCUGCUCGAGGUCUCGGGCGGCCUGACGUUGGACAACGUCGCCGCCUACGCCUGCAACGAUGUCGACAUCAUCUCCACAAGCUCCAUUCACCAGGGCGUUCCCCAUGUCGACUUUUCCCUCAAGAUCGAGCACUAA
Molecule: messenger RNA, 942 nt
Organism: Cordyceps fumosorosea ARSEF 2679
Lineage: Eukaryota; Fungi; Ascomycota; Sordariomycetes; Hypocreales; Cordycipitaceae
Product: nicotinate-nucleotide pyrophosphorylase
Exons: 2
Coding region: 1-942 (313 amino acids)
Biological process (GO): NAD+ biosynthetic process; quinolinate catabolic process
Cellular component (GO): cytoplasm
Molecular function (GO): nicotinate-nucleotide diphosphorylase (carboxylating) activity
Source: RefSeq, a predicted model, not a curated record